UCUGCACUUUGCAUAGACAGCCCAAGCAAGCACCAAUGAAACACAAUCCGAAAAUAGUGGCGGACUUUUUCAGCAACAGCCUGGAAUCCUUCCUUGCUUCCAGAGACGCAUUCCGCAUUCUCUGCACGCUACCGCAUGGGGAUCCAGUGCUGGUGCCGCGGGCACCCGUGCGCCCAGUACACCAGCUCAUUGUGCUCGACUCGAGCUUUAACCCGCCGACUAAAGCCCAUGCGCAAAUGGCCCGGUCGGCCAUAUUAAACGCCAAUACAGAGAUUGCCAAUACGAGAUUACUGCUGCUGCUGGCGGUCAAUAACGCGGACAAGGCGCCCACACCGGCCAGCAUCCCCUCGCGCUUAAACAUGAUGGAUGGGUUUGGCCGGGGAUUGCUGGAGCAAUUUGGACCGCAUGGAUUGGAGAUUGAUGUAGCGGUCACAACGAUGCCGUACUUUCACACAAAGUCCCGGCUGAUUUCACAGUCGUUCGCGCAGCAGAUAAACACGGAACAGGUCUUUCUGACGGGCUUUGACACCGUCAUCCGCGUCUUCAACCCAAAGUACUAUGGCGAUGGAUACUCUACGGUCUCGACGUCAACAGGCAUGACGCCCAUGCAAGUGGCUCUGGGCCCGUUGUUUAAUCGAGCGCGGCUACGGGUCACUAUGCGGCCAGACGACGGCUGGGGCUCGGCGGAGGACCAGCGCGAGUAUAUUGGGAGACUUGGCCGAGGCGAGCUUGAUCAUUUAGGUGUGGACAGGGGCUGGAUAAGCAGGAUUGAGCUUGUCGAUGGAGCCAAUGGUGCCGGGAUAAGCAGCUCCAAGGUCCGUGAAGCUGUGUUGAAUGGAAAUGCUGCCGUCGUGGAUUACAGCGUUGACCCAGAGGUGAGAGAGUGGAUUGGUCUAGAAGGAUUGUAUCGGCAAUAACCCUAGCUGAGCUAUUAUGAAUACGAAUGAAACAAACCUUGUCAUGAUGAACCAAAGAGAAAAUUUUUCUCCUUGUUGACUAGGUGAAUGUCAUGGAUAUGGGCUUUUGGAUGCAAAGUGAAGGCAGGGUGAGAGUUGCAGGGUUUUUGGUUUUACAGUGGACGUCCAGCGUAUAAUGGCACAGUGGACAAUGGCCUUGACAGCUGUAUCUUUCACAGCAAAACACACCGCCUGGUGAGCCAAUAUGAAAUGACUCGCAACAUUAGAUUACGGAGCAGAAAAUAUUAUGAAAAAAUCCAGACAAACACGCUCAACCAUGCCCAAUUCCAGCAUUUUGAUUCAUC
This is a messenger RNA of [Torrubiella] hemipterigena, 1261 nucleotides long. The record is from the annotation of a GenBank genome assembly. Lineage: Eukaryota; Fungi; Ascomycota; Sordariomycetes; Hypocreales; Clavicipitaceae.